Megalops cyprinoides (Indo-Pacific tarpon) is the source of this 1556-nucleotide messenger RNA. Its product is annotated as protein prune homolog 2-like. NCBI's taxonomy places the organism in Eukaryota, Metazoa, Chordata, Actinopteri, Elopiformes, Megalopidae. The record is from RefSeq and is a predicted model, not a curated record. The transcript has 11 exons. Gene Ontology annotation, cellular component: cytoplasm. Gene Ontology annotation, biological process: apoptotic process. Bases 84 to 1082 code for a protein of 332 amino acids.
GUGACAGAAACAUGGAGGGAGAGCAGCAGCGAGCGUGAGCUGUUCCAUCAGGUUGCUUCCCGUGGGCUCAAACCGGUGUGGCAAUGGACGUCCUGACUGAGGAGGACAUGAUUAGUCCGGAUGGAGCAGGAAGCAGGCCGACCCCCCCGAGCUCACUGGACCUGCAGGGCACGCGGCCCGUGCGGAAGAAGCUGUCAGCCCCACCCAUCAGCCUCUCCCUGGACCGCAGCGAGGGCUCGCUCCUCUCUGACGAUGCCCUGGACACACCUGAUGACCUGGACAUCAAUGUGGACGAGCUGGACACACCCGAAGAAGACGAAAUCCUGGAGUUCUCUGGACAUAAGCUGGAAUGGGGAGAAUCUCAAGUAUCCAAUCAGACUGCAGGGGAGGACCUGAAAGAAGCCAUCCCAGCAUGCAGUGCAAAAGAGGAGGAGUGUCAGGAUUCGACGCUCUGGAGGACUGUCAUCAUCGGAGAGCAGGAGCAUCGCAUCAAUAUGCAGGGAAUCGAGCCCUACACCAAGGUGCUCUCGCACGGAGGUUACUAUGGAAAUGGUCUCAACGCCAUCAUCGUAUUUGCUGCAUGUUUUCUUCCGGACAGUGACAGAGACGACUACCAUGAUGUCAUGGAGAACCUUUUCCUGUAUGUGAUCAGCACACUGGAGCUGAUGGUGGCAGAGGACUACAUGAUCGUGUACCUGAACGGGGCCACACCCCACCGCAGGAUGCCGGGACUCGGCUGGCUGAAGAAGUGCUACCACAUGAUUGACAGGAGGCUCAGGAAGAAUCUGAAAUCCUUCAUCAUUGUUCACCCCUCAUGGUUCAUCAGAACCAUCCUGGCUGUGACCAGACCCUUUAUCAGCUCCAAAUUCAGCAGUAAGAUCAAGUAUGUGGACAGCCUGGCUGAACUGGGAGAGCUGGUUCCAAUGGAGGGCAUCCACAUCCCAGAAUGCAUCAGCAGGCUGGAUAAGGAGCUGAAGGAAGCAGCAGAGAAUGCUAAAUAUAGCAGCUUUCUCAGUGGAUCAGAUGCAACUUCUGGCCAAUUGCCACCAGAGAUGGAAAAUGCCCGUGUGUGCAGCUCAUAAAGGAGUCAGCUGACCUGCACCAGACAUGUUCUCCUUGUAUUAAUCUCAAAUUAAUUUGAGGUGAUACAUUUCAACUGUAGAAGCAGAGAGCCAUCUUAGUCAAUGUAAAACACAGCACUGUAAUUUGUGAUCUUAAUUAGAAUUAGAUGUGCUUCACAGAUGAAUUUAUCAGCUUUGAAUGUCCCUGUCAAGAACUAGGGAACAGACGAACAUGCUCGUAUAAUGAGACAUUCUGACCUGUGAUUAGAGCUCAAUGGCCUGUCUGCCUGUCCAUCUGUGUUUUCUCUGGAUAAUACCUGGACUAAUUUUGUGCACAACAGACAUUAUUUGGAAAUUGUAAGCAUGCAUUGUUAAACAAAUAACCUUAUGUUUAUAAGUCAUGCACAAUUUGUACAGUAGAAAAAUAAGAAUGACACUAUUCAGCUACUGUAGAUACAACCACUGACCAUGGAGUUUUAAAGUAGCAACAUGAUA